This is a messenger RNA of Calliphora vicina (urban bluebottle blowfly), 2756 nucleotides long. It is a transcript of the gene Wdr24, whose product is annotated as WD repeat domain 24. Gene Ontology annotation, cellular component: GATOR2 complex; vacuolar membrane; cytosol. Lineage: Eukaryota; Metazoa; Arthropoda; Insecta; Diptera; Calliphoridae. The record is from RefSeq and is a predicted model, not a curated record. The coding region runs from base 160 to 2496 and encodes 778 amino acids. Gene Ontology annotation, molecular function: protein binding. The transcript has 10 exons. Gene Ontology annotation, biological process: positive regulation of TORC1 signaling; cellular response to amino acid starvation; positive regulation of macroautophagy.
ACAAUAUUUCAAAGAGAAUUUAAGAGAAAUUCAUGAUGUUUGACAAGCUGCAUAACGGAAGAGAGGAAAUUGUUAUCAAAAACAUAUGUUUUAUCCGACAAAUUGCACUUUUGUUUAUUGUUAUCGUUUUUUUAAGCAUUCUAUGUUGUGUGCCUUUAAAUGUUGGAAGAAUCGGGCACCGUUUCGCUACGCAUUUGCCAAGAGGGCCAUGCUAAUGCGUUAGUGCUAAAUAGAGACUGCAAUAAAAUAGCUGUAGCAGGAAGAAGUCUACUCAAGGUCUUUGCAAUCAAUAAUGAUGGCUUCACCGAGGUGUGUAAUAUGCGCGGUGGUAAAAAUCAAAACCUUAGCUAUUCUUCCAAUGAUGUAGCCUGGAGCAGUUUGGAUACAAAUAUUUUGGCUACAGCCGCCACUAAUGGUGUGGUAUCCGUAUGGGAUCUUUCGAAAUUUGGCAAACAAAAACAAUGGUUGGUGUAUAAUGACCAUGAACGUACUGCCCAUGCUGUCACUUUUCAUAACACGGAAGUGAAUACGCUUAUUUCGGGUUCUCAGGAUGGUACUAUUAAAUGUUUUGAUACACGUACCGAAAAAGCCUGCAAUACGUUUUAUAGUAAUUCCGAGUCGGUAAGGGAUGUGAAAUUCAGUCCUCAUAGUAAUAAUCUAUUUUCGGCUGUUUUGGAAAAUGGUACUGUGCAACUGUGGGAUUUGAGAAGAACUGAGAAAUGUAUGCUACAAUUUCCUGCCCAUAUGGAGCCAAUUUAUACUUGUGAUUGGCAUCCUACACAAAAUUGGUUAGCAACUGGUAGUAGAGAUAAACAGAUAAAGAUUUGGAAUAUGGAAGGCAAAGCCUCACUGGAACAUACAAUACACACAAUAGCUGUCGUGGGCAGGGUUAAAUGGCGUCCGGAAAAAACAUUCCAUAUUGCCAGCUGUUCUCUAGUAGUUGAUUAUAGUAUACACAUUUGGGAUAUACGUCGUCCAUUUGUACCCUUCGCCUCCUUCAAUGAUCACACAGAUGUUACAACCGGCAUAGCGUGGAAAGGCAAUGAUCCUUAUUGUCUAUUAUCAACCAGUAAAGAUUCUACCAUAUACAAACAUGCUUUUAAGGAUGCUUCUCGUCCAGCUCUAAAAGCUAAUGUGCAAGGUGCUAGUUUAGGACGUAAAGGAGACAUAUCAUUUGCCAACAAGUUGAAGUUUUAUAUGCCUGUAACAGCGGCACAAGUCGUUAAAUCGAAUGCUAUGCUUACUAGACAAAAGUCCAUAACAGGUUUGGAACAGUUUCAUAUUGGUAAAUCUGAUAUGUGUAGAUUUUUAUUAAAUACAUCGCUCAUUGGCUACAUUGAUCCCGAGAACUCUUCCAUACCAAUUAAGGAACAUGAAUGUUUUAUAGGCUGUGCCAAAGAAUUAAUUUUGACUGGCAAAAAGCUGGCCGAUAUAUGCAAACACAAUGCAAAUGUGUGUCGCAAACAUGGCAAGCACAAUGCCACCACUCUUUGGAAUUUCAUAGAAAUUUGUUAUGCUUCCAAUGACAUGAAUAAACAAAAAUACGAACACCGUAAUUCGUUUUCAAAUCAAAAGAACGCCCAAAAUGUUCGUCGUACCGCCCAAGUGGUUAGUACUGAUGUCUCCAAAUGGGACCACAAUAAGAAUAAUAAUGUUAAUGGUUCCGAUGAUCAAAUCGACAUAAAAUCUCAAGAUGAUGAUAAUUUAACAGAUAGUGGUGGUUCUGGCGGCAAACAAACUUAUCCUCCGUAUGGCUCCGUUAUACUUACUGAGUCGCUAAUUUUAUCUGAAAUUACUUUUGAUAAUUUUGAAUCGCUGCGUAAUGGUUUCAUUUAUGUGGGUCCACCAGAUUUUACAAAAGCUUUGUCAUUGCCUGAAACGGCUUUACAUUGUGAUGUCAAGGCAGCCAGGCCUCAAUUGGAUAUAAAAGCGAAAAAUCGUGAUAAGACACCGCCUCCAAAUUUGCCGGCCGUUUUAAAAAUCUCCUCAAUACCUCCUAUACCAUUGUGGGAACCUCAUCAAUUUUUGGCAGAUGCCUUGAUGUUGCAAAAUGAUGUCGGUGAUGUUCAAACAGCCUUAACAAUUUUGAUUGUUAUGGGAGAGAAUCGUAAAUUUUUACCCAUUGAUGAAGAUUUAAUUGAACAUUGGUUUCAAACCUACAUCGAUCAAUUGCAUCGCUAUCAAAUGUGGAAUGAGGCCUGUACCAUUAUGAAUUUAUCAUGGCUGAGAUCCGUUCGUGACUUGAAUCAAAAAUCAACCGGUGUUCAUACAAAUUGUGGCGAUUGUGGUCGACCAUUGGGUGGCAGUAUGGGCUGGUAUUGUCAGAAAUGUAAAUCAAUGCGUUUGGCUAAAUGUUCUAUAUGCUGUUUGAUUGUAAGAGGUUUAUAUGCCUGGUGUCAAGGUUGUUCACAUGGUGGUCACAUAAAGCAUGUCAUGGAUUAUUUUGCCAAUCACUCAAAGUGUCCCAAAUGUGGCCAUUUGUGUGAGUAUAAUUAAUUUUAUGUAAAAUGACGAAAGAGUAACUAAUUUCGUUGUUUGAUUUUGUUUUCUAAAUCAUGUACUUACUAAGUUUAUGUUUACUAUCCAGAAAAAAAACAUGGUUACUAUUAAUUUUAAGACUUGAAAAUAAUUAAUUUCAUAAUGAUUUUUAUACAUACAAACAUAUAAUAAUGACAGAAUACAUACAUAAUAACUCUAAUAAUAAAAAUAUAUGUUUUUUCAAUUAAUAAAUGUACUUUUAAAAGGUAAAAUACAAA